Triticum aestivum (bread wheat) is the source of this 1939-nucleotide messenger RNA. RefSeq names its product mucin-7-like. The record is from RefSeq and is a predicted model, not a curated record. Bases 1 to 567 code for a protein of 188 amino acids. NCBI's taxonomy places the organism in Eukaryota, Viridiplantae, Streptophyta, Magnoliopsida, Poales, Poaceae. The transcript is spliced from 2 exons.
AUGCUCCCCACCUCGAGCGAACAGUUAAAAAAAGAGGAACGCGGCCACCAUCCACGCACGCGCACCUCGAGCGAACAGUUCACCAAAAAAGGAACACGGCCACCAUCCACCCACGCGCCGCCGCCAGCGCUCCUUUGCCGCCCCUCUGUCGUCGCCGCCGUCCGGAAUAGCCCAUCCUCGUCGGCGCCUGCAGCAGCAGCAGAGGGCCCUGGCGUUCCUUCGUCCUCGUCGCCGUCUGCAAAUCCCGCACGGUCCCUGCCCACCCCGACCAUCCUCGCACGCUGCCUGGGCGACUUGGCGGGCCGACGGACCGGUGGACCUCCGCCUCCACACGCCGGACGACCUCCGCCCGACCACCUCUUUCCCGACGUGCCGGCUGACUGGCGACCGCCUUCUCUACGCGCCGGCGGACCCCCGCCUCGACUUGUGCCGCCUCUACCUGUUUCCCGACGUGACGGCGGAAUGACGGACCUCCGGCUCGACGCGUCGGCGGACCUCUGCCUCCCCAACCAGCUGAGCAAGCCUCCCUUUGGUUUUUUCUGUGAAGUGAUUAUGUGGAGCUUGUGAGGAAAAAAGAUAGGACAAGAAGCCUAGGAGGUUGUCUACAGCCACUGCCCUGGUAUGUGACCUGCUUGCAUCUUUUCCUGAUUACCUCACAACUGCAAUUGUCUAAGUUUUAUAUUAUCCAUCAUUUUAUCAGUUUAUUUCAUGAGUUUGUUUUCUCGAAUUACAUGUAUGCGUUGAUGACCUGAAAUCUUAAUAUAUAUUUGUUUGACAGUGAGUGCUGCUGAACAUGUAAGUAUAGUCGGGAGAGUCAUGUACUCGCUCGAUGCCAUAGCUCACCCACCCCGAGUUGUGCCACCCUCUUCUAGCCGGAGGUGCCGCCGUCGCCGCUGUCGAGGACAUCUUAAUAUUAAACAAUAAGUAUUAUAUUCAUCAAGAGAGUUUCCUCGCUAUGUGGUGUUCACAUUUGUUCUCUCCAAGAUCAUGUAGCGGUGUGAUUAUUUUUUGCAGUUUCCCUAAUUACCCUUUUCUCUUAUUCUAGCUUCUAUAUUGUUGUGUUCACAACACUGGAGGGAUCUUACUGAAGGAAGAUUUAAUAAUAGGUAGAGUUUCCGUACUUACUGAUUAUAUAUAUUGACAUAUGACCAUAACUGAACAAUGUUGCGUUUUAUCUUCUAAAUUAGCAUGGAUUUUUUUCUGCUAAAAACAUUUUCCUAUGAUAUUUUGCAAUUUCCAUGUUUCGAUUGAGCUUGUUAUGAUUUAUCGGUAAGUCCUCUCUCAGCUUUUAGAUUUGUGCUUAGAUUGUUGUAUAUAAUCCAAAAUGAAUCUAUGAUAAGGGAAUAAUCUGACUAAGCUUACUGUAUGAAUGAAACUGAAGAGUGAAGUGAUAUUUCUUUCUACCAUUGCGUAGCUUUACCAUCAUCGAUCCAGGUUAAGUGUAUAAUUUGUUUUUCUAUGCAUUAUUCGGAUACAGAGGAUUCAAGCUGUAAAAAAUAUGCAGUGGAUUCAAGGUUAUGCAGAACAUUAUCGCAAGCUAGCAUUUCCUGUGAAAAGAAGACAAUUAUCUAGAACACGAUUAAUUUGUAGAAAAAAUGCUGAUAGGUAAAUCUAGAUGACCAGCCGACAGAAACUUUACCAGGUUGUUUAUUUGUAUGAGCUACAAUCUAUGUUUCUCAUUUGAUGUUAUAGAAAAUGUUCUGAUGGACUCACUGUUUUUGCUAUCUUGGCCUAUGUGUUCAUCGCAAGUUGUUAGAUUUGUCUAUAGGGUUUACCAUGUGCAUUCAUUUUGAUCACUUUCAUCAAAUUGCCUUUCUACCAUUCAAAUUCUUAACAAUGUGAAUUUUCUUCAUGCUGAUGGAUUGGCCAACUUGUUUUCUGCAUCUAUGCGAUUGCCGAUGGAGCAAACAAAUUUUUGCUACACUAUGAAGUUUCUUUA